This is a messenger RNA of Desarmillaria tabescens, 1006 nucleotides long. RefSeq names its product GTP-binding protein ypt5. NCBI's taxonomy places the organism in Eukaryota, Fungi, Basidiomycota, Agaricomycetes, Agaricales, Physalacriaceae. Gene Ontology annotation, molecular function: GTPase activity; GTP binding. The coding region runs from base 94 to 858 and encodes 254 amino acids. The record is from RefSeq and is a predicted model, not a curated record. Gene Ontology annotation, biological process: vesicle-mediated transport. The transcript is spliced from 5 exons.
UUACAAACAGGCAUCAACAGCGUGUACCUUCCGACUAACCGUCAUAUACAAUCAUCUUCUAGUCCUCGCUUCACAAUCCAUAUAAUCGUAGAGAUGGCAGAAUCUGGGUCUGCUCCUGCUGACAAGUCCGUUCAGGUUAAGCUUGUUCUUCUAGGUGAAGCUGCGGUUGGAAAGUCAUCUGUCGUGCUUCGUUUCGUUUCCAACGAAUUCCAGGCCAAUAAGGAGCCUACCAUUGGUGCCGCCUUUUUGACUCAAAAAUGCCGUUUGGAAGACAGGGUGUUAAGAUACGAAAUAUGGGAUACAGCGGGACAAGAAAGGUUUCACUCUCUAGCUCCUAUGUACUACCGAAAUGCUCAAGCAGCCGUAGUCGUCUACGAUGUAACAAAGGCCACGAGUCUCGAGAAGGCCAAAUCAUGGGUCAAGGAGCUUCAGCGGCAAGCCAAUCCUAAUAUCGUUAUCGCAUUAGCUGGCAACAAGGUUGAUCUCGUACAACCCUCCGCGUCAUCGUCUGGAAAUACAUCAGAAUCUGAAGACGAAGCUGACGAUGCUACAGCCACUCCGGGAGAGGCACCGUCGCCUGGUGAAUCGGAAAGCCUGAGGCAGGUUCCCACUGAGGAAGCGCAGGCGUAUGCGACAGAGGCUGGUUUGCUCUUUUUUGAGACUAGCGCCAAGACUGGCGAGGGUAUCGUUGAUUUAUUCACGGAAAUUGCGAGAAAGAUUCCCAUCGAGCAUAUUUUGGCAUCUACCCGCGGUGCGGGUAGAGCUGGGACAGGCGCAAACCGAGCAGGUGCCACACGACAAGAGGGUGGUGUGAAUUUGGAAGAAGGUGCGAAGCCGAAGGAUGCUUGCAAUUGUUAAUGUGUUAGCCUACCUACAUACGUGCGUAGUCGCCGUGUUUUUUAUGAAGUUCACGUCAUCUUAUAUAUAUGCCUUCAAUGCUUUACACUUCACACGUACAUGUAUUCUGAUUUUUAUUUUACAACGAGGACGUAUCUGAUUCUGCGAA